Molecule: messenger RNA, 884 nt
Organism: Durio zibethinus
Lineage: Eukaryota; Viridiplantae; Streptophyta; Magnoliopsida; Malvales; Malvaceae
Source: RefSeq, a predicted model, not a curated record
GAAAAAAAACUUUUCAAUUCUCAAAGCAGAGGAAUUUGAAGAGUCUGCAUUUGCAAUAAACAAUAGGAGAUUUUGAAAGCUGUGCCCUAGCCAAUAAAGGAACACUUUGCUCUAGGAGCACUUGGUUAAUUGCUUAGAUUCAAGAGCUGACAUUUAAUGUCAGAAAAACCAAGCAAUUCAACCACCAAAAAAGAGCUCAGUUUUCCAAAGCUAAAACCCUUUCUUUCUUCGAAAAAUGGUCACUAUCCUUUGUAAAAUCCUGUAGCCUACUUUUUAAUGCCUUAUGGCUAAGCAAGUGAAAUCAAAGUAUGAUAAAUGUUGGAUUAGUGAUUUACCAUAUGUUGUUCUCUGUCGCAUAUUAUCAUUUCUUCCCACUGAAGAAGCAGUUCGAACUUCCAUUUUAUCAACCAGAUGGAGAUAUCUAUUUUCAGAGGAUGACAGGAGGGUUAACAGCUUCAUGAACUUUGUCGAUAGGGUGCUGUUCUUCCAUAAGGUGACAAGAAUUGAAAGAUUUCGACUCAGAUGCAGUCAUGGUGUCGACUCUUCUCGUGUAUGGUUGGAUAUCUGCUGCAUUGUGGCACAACAAAUCUAUUCAAGAAUCUACCUAGAAAAAGUACCUUAUUGUCUGUUGUCUCAACUCAAGAAAAUUGAGAUGUGUUCGUUUAGAGGGGAGGAAGAUGAGAUGGAAUUGAUUAAGUACUUCCUAAAGAGUGCUAGAGUUCUGGAGAAGCUUAUAGUUUACUUGAAGGUAGAGCUGGAAACAGAAGAGUUGAAGAUUACCACAGAACUGUUUAAGUUACCAAGGGGAUCAAGCAAAUGUCAAGUCCAAAUUAUCUGAUACUACAUUCUGUUGAUAAGUUUCUCAAUCUUUUUGUUAUUAUGUA